Molecule: messenger RNA, 2119 nt
Organism: Molossus molossus (Pallas's mastiff bat)
Lineage: Eukaryota; Metazoa; Chordata; Mammalia; Chiroptera; Molossidae
Gene: DHRS9
Product: dehydrogenase/reductase 9
Exons: 6
Coding region: 302-1267 (321 amino acids)
Source: RefSeq, a predicted model, not a curated record
GGGUGACUCACAGAGUGAGGAGGAAACCGGAGGCCUCCUUACAUAUGUAGGUACUCAGAGCACCUCCACCUCAAGAGGACCGUCAAGGUUGGGUUGAACAACUCUUCCUUCCCCAGCACAGAGGACAGAUCACAAUCAACCCAGCAAGUCCACAGCAGCCUCCACAUCCCAGUUCAUUUCUAAAGAGGUUGCUGAGAGGAUCGAACGAGACUUCUGUGCAGACGCGCAGUGUGGGAGGCUGCAGGAAGGACCACAGUUUAUCGUUCAAGAAAGAAGUGACCUUGUUGUAUCCAGGAAAACAAUGUUCUUCUGGGUGUUAGCCCUCCUACUCCUCCUACUCCUUUGUGGUUUUCUAUGGAACUAUAAAAGACAACUAAAGAUCGCAAACGUCACUGACAAGUAUGUUUUCAUUACUGGGUGUGACACGGGCUUUGGAAACUUGGCAGCCAGGACUUUCGAUAAAAAAGGAUUUCGUGUAAUUGCUGCCUGUCUGACUGAAUCAGCAUCAAAAGCUUUAAGGGCAGAAACCUCAGAGAGGCUCCACACUGUGCUUAUGGAUGUCACUGACCCAGACAAUGUCAAGAAGACUGCCGAGUGGGUGAAAAGCCACGUUGGGGAAAAAGGUCUCUGGGGUCUGAUCAACAAUGCUGGGGUUCUUGGCGUGCUGGCUCCCACUGACUGGCUGACAGUGGAGGACUACAGAGAACCUAUAGAAGUGAACCUGUUCGGACUCAUCAGUGUGACGUUAAACAUGCUUCCUUUGGUCAAAAAAGCUCGAGGGAGGGUUAUCAAUGUCUCCAGCAUUGGGGGUCGUCUUGCAUUUUGCGGAGGAGGCUAUGUUCCAUCCAAAUAUGCAGUAGAAGGCUUCAAUGACAGCUUAAGACGGGACAUGAAAGCAUUUGGCGUGCACGUCUCUUGCAUCGAACCAGGAUUUUUCAAAACAGGAUUAUCAGAUCCAGUAAAGACUGCUGAAAAAAAACUUGCCAUCUGGAAGCAUCUGUCUCCAGAUAUCAAACAACAAUACGGAGAAGGCUACGUUGAAAAAUGUCUAAACAAACUGAAAGGCACUACAUCCUUUAUGAACAUGGACCUCUCCUUGGUGGUGGAGUGCAUGGACCAUGCCCUCACAAGUCUCUUCCCGAAGACCCAUUAUGCUGCUGGAAAAGAUGCCAAGACUUUCUGGAUACCUCUGUCUCACAUGCCAGCAUUUUUGCAAGACAUUUUAUUGAAACAGAAAGUCGCGCUGGCUAAUCCCAGGGCGGUGUGACUCAGCUGGCCACAAAUGUCUGCCCCAGGCUAUGCAUUUGGCUGAUAUCAAGGACACAUCUCCUUUUUCCUUUUUAAUCUCAUUCCUUAUCUAAUUCAACCUGGACUCGUUUACAUCAUGCCUCUUUUGAUAAUUAAGUGAUCCCACCAUCCCUGGCAAUGUCCCUGGAUCCCUUCUCAAGCCUUCCUCGAAAACAAGAGCAGGCAUGGUACUUGCCCAGUAUUUAGGUUUUGCCUGCUUGGUCUGAUGUAAGAGAAAUUGAAAGGUUUUCUCAUCCAAAAUGAUGUUCACCACAACUUACCCCACGCUCCCCUCCCUUAUUCCUGACUGUUAAAUAUCUGUCCCUUAUCAAAAUGUUCAGAGAUAGUAGAAUACUUUCCUAAAAGGAUUAGAUUGUCCUGUUAUCUUGCUGAGAAUAAGACUCGGAAGGACCGGAACUGAGUUCUAUAAGCUUUGAUGGGGGCGGGAGAAGGAAUAGUAAUGCAGCAUUAUGUGACUGGUAUAAGCUAAGGGAAGACUGCACAUGGGAGGGAAGAAAAAGGAAUAGAGAACUGAAAAAUGAAAUGGGUAUAGAAGUGGAGGCAGGGAGACUCCAAGACUAGCCUGCCUGCCCCAGAGGGGCUAAGGGCCAUAGAAGCCCACUCCAGGCGCUGUGAACACUGAUGCGCAUAGCCACCUGCUAGAAAAGUGGUAACAACAGAGCAACCAAAUAUUCCCAAAGAACAAAAAUGUAGGGAAUAUUUAAGUCUGUUCUGGUGAUUGUAAAUACGACAAGACUAAAAAUACCUGAUAUAAUUUACAAUUGAGAUGGUUGCAAAUUUGUAUCUGAGGUGUCUCUGGAGCCCCAUGAAG